Truncatella angustata is the source of this 477-nucleotide messenger RNA. RefSeq lists its product as uncharacterized. The transcript has a single exon. Bases 1 to 477 code for a protein of 158 amino acids. NCBI's taxonomy places the organism in Eukaryota, Fungi, Ascomycota, Sordariomycetes, Amphisphaeriales, Sporocadaceae. The record is from RefSeq and is a predicted model, not a curated record.
AUGACAGCGCCGGCAACUGUGAACGAACGAAUGAAUGAGGUGGUCAUAUCGACCUUGUCGUCACCAGAGCUGGAGCAAAGGGGCCGCAAGCGACGCCGCGAUCCACCUACGUUCUUGACAGUCGUCGAAAGACAAUUGCCCUCAGGCGAUGACACCUUUCGAGGCCGUUCUCGGCAUCGUUCUACAUCACGAAUCGACAUGUCUAACAACUCAUCCCGUUUGAGAGACGCAUCUCUGUCUCCAACACGACGCAAGAUUCUACGAAUUGCACAGCUGAUCAACCGCCGUCAUAGAAGCCAAAGCCCAUCGAGGUCCCGGUCCCCAAAUACGCAAGAGACCUCGAAGCGAAGGAGACAAAGGACUCGAAGUCAUGGCCGAGUACAUCACGAUCAUCCCAAACCAAUCGAGCACACCUCGCUACUGUGUCAUGAAAUCAUCGUGCGGACCGAACCCGUGAUUGACCAGCAAGUCGGUUGA